Molecule: messenger RNA, 492 nt
Organism: Gloeophyllum trabeum ATCC 11539
Lineage: Eukaryota; Fungi; Basidiomycota; Agaricomycetes; Gloeophyllales; Gloeophyllaceae
Exons: 1
Coding region: 1-492 (163 amino acids)
Source: RefSeq, a predicted model, not a curated record
AUGUCUGAAGGACCUCCCAUGGAGUACGAGCUCGUGGACUUUAUCAAACUGUCCCUGUCCUCUUCUGAUAAUGUUUGGCACUCCCGUCGUUUCGAAGCAGUUGUGGUUCCCAAUUUGUGUUCUGAUAUCCUUCUCGGUGGACCAUUCCUUUCUCACAAUCACCUUGUUCUUGACCAUGAAGACUGUACAUGUAUGGACAAGUCAUGUGGUUAUGACCUAUUGAAUCCUAGAGUUCAUGUUACCCCUCCUCCUCCUCCUCCUUGGGAUUAUAAGCUGUUGCACAACGAUGUUGUUGCAGAGCUGAAGGCUCAAUUGCUUCCCCACCGAGCGGCGGUGGACGCACGUUGCGAACCCUUGAAGGAGUUUAAUAUGGUGGCUGCCGUUCGUGAUCGUAUCGAAAAGCUCGAUGCUGCUAAAACUCUCAAGGCGUUAGACAUUGACUAUACAAGCACCGCUACGCUGACUGUUUCCCAGAUGAUAUCCCACACUUAG